AUAAAAAACAUUCGAUCGCUGCCGUAUAAAAAAGCCAGAGAAAGACGAAGCCCCAGAAAAUACGAAAAUUCCCAGUGUUUCUAACUUUAUAGAGACCCCCACAAUAUCAUUCUAUCUACCCGUUUUCGAUCCCGACCACCUCGUUUUUCUUCUUCCCCGAAACAACCCCCCGAUCGACUCUUUUUCCAUCCCUUUCUCCGUUUCUCUGCCUCACAAGUCACGAGAAUUGUCUUCACGAUCAGACUAAAAAGAAAGGCUGUGGUUAUAUAUAGGCAGGUCGAGGAAGAAAAAAUUAAGGUUGCCCGAUCGAACAGUGUCAGAUUAUAAAGGAUUUGUGUUUUUCAACCAAGUAACCGAAGCAGUUGAAGACGAACAAGAACAAGAAGAAAAAAAAAAAUUAAAAAUAAUAAAAAGAGGUAGUAGAUAGCGAUUGCCCCAUUCGGUCCGCCAAGGUGACGCCGUAGACUCUCGUCCAACCUUCUCUGUGUGCAUUUUGUUUUCUACCUACGACUUUCUCUUCCUAGAAAGUGACGGAAAUGGCGGACAAUACAAAGUUGGUUUGUGGCUUAGAAGAGAACAUGGGUCGUAGCCAGAAAAUCUCGAUUUCCGAUCAUAUAAACGGAUUUCAAUACACGGCCGAUGAAUCCGAUAGCUUUGUUAUUGACAUGGAGAGCUUCUCUCGGGGCCCCAAUAAAGAUAUUACUUCAAAUUCAAGAAUUACUUUGCAGAGAAGCCUUUCCCGAAAAGGGCCUCAGCGCGGUGGCGAGAAAAAGAUCACUCAAACUACAAAUACAAUUACAGCUGCUGCUGCUGCUAACGAAAGGGAUCAUACUGUUGUUACUGCUACAUCCUCACCCAGAGGGUCUAGCACGCCUGAAAAGUUGGCGGCAGCGGCGGCAGCCGGGACCAUGGAUAAUUCUAGCAGCCCACAAGUUCAUCAGAUUACCAUCACCACCGGCAACAUGAUCAGCACUCCCACCGAAAGCAGAUGCAUUUCUAGGAGAAAUAGUUUCAGGCGUCCUCCAUGGGUCCUUGAUCCUAAGAAGAUUCUUUUUUUCUUUGCUACCUUGUCGAGCAUGGGAACAAUCUUAUUGAUAUACUUUACCCUUUCAAUUGGCAAACUCCAUGCAAAAGAAAAUGGUCUGGAUUGGUAGUACUGAUGGUUGGCAUUUUCCUCGAGAGACGAGAAUCUCAGCCAAAUCAGGACACAAACAGAUCUAGAAGAAUGUAAUUAGGCAGGUCGUGGUGGGAAUCCAUUUUGAAAAUUUGGAGGCAUGAAUUGGGGGUUCUUUUCGAUGGCCUUCUGAGACAAAAUGCAGGACAUGUGUAAAGAACAAAAUAAACUCGAAAAGUUAUCAACCAGAAACUUAUAUGGCCCCAUCACAGAUGAUAAUAAGUUUUUCUCCGGAUGAUAAAGGAAUUUACGGAUGAAGACAAUAACAGAUUGCAUCGUGACAAAGAAAAGGAAUCUUCUUUCUAACAUGAAUGGCAGAGAUCAAUCAGGCCAGCUUUUCUUUUUUAAACUUGUUUGUAUUUAAUGUCUCUGCAUAGCUUAGUGGAGGAUCAGAAAGUUACUUUUUGCCGUGUAUUGCUCAUUUUUCUUUCACAGUACUUUCUAUAUGGUUUGCGUUUGCUUAUUUGACACCCAAACUUGAAGAAUCUCUUUUUGCUGUAUGCGGCUGCCAUGUGAUGUGAGUAGGAAAACCAGCAAGGGGAAGAAAACAAUAAUAUUUGCAAGAAAUUAAGUAAUGUUGUAUGUA
Carya illinoinensis is the source of this 1760-nucleotide messenger RNA. RefSeq lists its product as uncharacterized. Lineage: Eukaryota; Viridiplantae; Streptophyta; Magnoliopsida; Fagales; Juglandaceae. The transcript is spliced from 7 exons. The record is from RefSeq and is a predicted model, not a curated record. Bases 537 to 1154 code for a protein of 205 amino acids.